This is a messenger RNA of Limulus polyphemus (Atlantic horseshoe crab), 3199 nucleotides long. RefSeq names its product lachesin-like. NCBI's taxonomy places the organism in Eukaryota, Metazoa, Arthropoda, Merostomata, Xiphosura, Limulidae. The record is from RefSeq and is a predicted model, not a curated record. Bases 238 to 1581 code for a protein of 447 amino acids. Gene Ontology annotation, cellular component: neuron projection. The transcript is spliced from 10 exons.
GUUGAUGUUCACGGAAAAACAAACUUGAGGAAGCGCGAGCAACCGCUUACACGGGCCAAUAGGCAGAUCUUAUAAACAUUUUGUAACACUGCAACAACGUUACCACAUCACGGAAGAUGAUAUAGCCUACGUUCAAGGUAGAAAGGCUCUGAGCAAAAACUAUUUCUACAGUAACUUUGAAAUUGGAAUGCAAGAGAUUUUUAUCUGAGCGUCAGAGACUGAAAUUGACAACUCACCAUGAAUACUGGUCUAGGACUUUGUCUUUUUCACAUGUGGUUGCUACAGACCAUGGUGACACCUGCACCAGGUUCAGAAGUAGAACCAGAGUUUGUUCGAGCAAUUCCGAACGUUACUGUUGCUGUGGGAAGAGAGGCAAAGCUGGAAUGUAAAGUGAAUCAUCUGGGCAGUUAUAAGGUAGCCUGGAUUAAGUAUGACACACAGACGCUGCUCACGAUUGACACCAACGUCAUUCCACAUGACAAACGUAUACGAGUGACAAACAACAGUUUUCGCCAGUGGUUCCUUCACAUCAAGAAUGUGGUGGAAGAAGACAAAGGUCUCUACAUGUGCCAAAUAAACACAGAACCGAUGAUCAGCAUCACUGGCUACCUGGAUGUUUUACUUCCUCCAACUAUCCUGGAAAACGGGACGAGUUCCGACAUAGUUGUUGGAGAGAGGUCAAGCAUCAGUCUCAGAUGCAAGGCUUCGGGCUAUCCUGCUCCUGUCGUCUUCUGGAGACGAGAGGACGGCAGAACCAUAAAUGUUGGCUCUUACGGCGCAGUCUCCAGCGAAGAGCGCAAAAUUGAGGGAGAGUUUUUGAACCUGACUCACAUCAGCAGGAAGGACAUGGGUGCAUAUCUUUGCAUCGUAUCCAACGGUAUUCCUCCAUCAGUCAGCAAGAGAAUCAUGCUUGAGGUGAAAUUUCAACCGGAAAUCAAAGUUCCCGAUCAAGUGAUUGGUGCAGCAGCAGGAAGGGAUGUCACCCUCGAGUGUAAAAUCGAGGCUUGGCCCAAACCCCUAAUCUCUUGGGAAAGAAAUGAUGGGAAAAUUCUGCUUAACAGCACGAAGUACAGGUUGUAUGAAUCCAGAAACUUGUACAAGAUUGAGAUGAAGCUGAAGAUUCAUAAUUUGCAGAAAGAGGAUUUUACUUCUUAUAAAUGUGUUGCCAAAAAUACACUUGGUGACAAAGAAGGUUUCAUUCGUCUUCACGAGUAUGUUGCUCCUACUCCUACUACAGCAUUCACUGACAGUUACAACAGUUACCAUUCUGGAACAAAAGGGUCUCAUGAAAGCAAAAACUUCAGCUCGCAGGGACGAAAAUCUGUGGAUUUACCAACAUCCAAUUCUCUAAAAGACAAAGUUCAAAAUUCAUCAGCCAAAGGACUUGACUCCAAGAAGAAAGAAGAAAACUUGAGUUACACAGGCUUGAGUGACCGACGUCCUCGGCAGAAACCUGACCUACAGCCACAUCCGUCUAAAAACGCUGGUAUCAGAUACGUUGUAAACCAUAUACUUGGACAAGUCCUACUAGAGUUGCUGUUGUUGUUUAGCAUGUUGACAAGCUGUAUUUCAGUCUAUUGAACAUCUACGAGACCUGGGCGGGAAAAGGCAGGGCUUGUAUAACUGUAGUGGCGGCGGGUUGUUAUUCGAUCGAUACUUUACUCCAGAAAAUAUUCUAAAACUGACAGAGUUUUUACCACUGAACAAUAAAACGCUUUUAGACUGAAGGAUUAUCUUAUUUAAAAAUAUGGCACUUUUCGUUGGACGGAUUACUGAAAGGAAUGUUUGAACAGUUCUUCUCUAGAAAAAUGAAAACUGGUGACUAAAAACGGCGAAGAGUUUGAUUCACGAUACGUAAGGCUUGAAUUCAAAUUCUCGAAGUUUAGUCAAAAGUCAGAAAAUACGUUUACUUUCACUGUGGCUGAAAAUAUAUACUUGCGUUUCUGUGGAUGAAAAGAUGACCUUAUGGAGCAAUGUUUAUAAUGGAAUACUCAAAAAUUCGUGUACUUAGUGUAUUACAUUACAUAGAUGGCCCUAACAUAAAAAUCACCUGAUAUGUAGAUAACAUCUAAUUAGACCAUUUAAGACGAAGCCAAAAUUUAUAAUGUUGUCUUUGGAUACCGAAAAAUUCCUCUCUAAACGCGUUAAGAAUCUCUUGCUAAUAUUUCACAUUCUCUAAAGCUGCGUCAAUAUGAUGCUUGUUCUAUGUUUUCUCUAAAAAUUGAAACUCUAUUUGGAUAACAAUGAAGGGAACGCGGAAAAUGCUACUGACAGUUAAAUUUUAAUUUAUUUUAAUGGAAAUUACUGUGUUAAACGUGGCGUUUGUAAACGGAAAAAUAAGUGUUUUCCUAAUCAACCGGUGUCCAAUCAGCAUCGUCGAUUGGGAUGACUUCUUGAAAGUGUUUAGAAAAGGUGUUAAUUAUAUUUAAGUGUACGAAAUUCACUUCCUAAGCCCCGAACGUAACUAUUUACUUUGCAAAACUUACUUUUGUACGUUGUUAAAUUAUUUGUUUCUCUCGAUAUAUAAAAAUGUUUUCAUGGCUUAUAAUGAGCAUUACUUGCAGGUAACCCAGUAGCUCACCAUUCAGCCUUCGUGACUAGAUAAUUCUGAGUAUAUCUAGUGACUUUCUGUGACGUCAUAAUAAUAUCCGAGUUAUAGAACUCUUUUGUCAUGUAUUGGUACUGAAGCAAGAGAACAAGCAAAAGGGAAGAGUUUUUGUGCCAAAUGAAUGAAAAUUUAUGUUUAAAGUAAAAGCGUCUUACAGUGUUCGUAAAGAAGCACGAGCAAGUAUGACAUAAUAAUUAUUAAGUCAUAUGACGUAAUAAUUAUUCAGUCACUUAAGCUUUCCUUUUUUGUACUAUUUUGAAUUAUCAUAUUUAAAUAUAUAUUGUACUAGUUGGUUCUUGAGGUAAUCGUAAACAUUGUACAACAAUAAUGGUGUUUAUUUCAUUGUUUAGUACUUAUUGUAGAGAGUUUUAUGCGAAAUAUAAUUGUUCUUAAUAACAUUCAUUAUAUAAUUCUUUUUCUUAGCAUCGUAAGACUUGAAUUUUAUCUGCUUCUCCGAAUUUCCAACAACUAGGUUAGUAGAUCGGGUCAGUUUUUUCAAACUUUUAUCUUGCUUUAAAUAGACAUCAAAAGCAUACAAACGCUAAUGUGAUUUUUGAUAGUCAGGGUAACCGCUGAGAAUACACACACACA